AGGCUGCAGGGGCGGGCCGGUGCUGUCCCCUUUCCGGCCGGUCCCCAUGGAGGCGCUGGGGAAGCUGAAGCAGUUCGAUGCCUAUCCCAAGACUCUGGAGGACUUCCGGGUCAAGACCUGCGGGGGCGCCACGGUGACCAUUGUCAGUGGCCUUCUCAUGCUGUUACUGUUUCUGUCCGAGCUGCAGUAUUACCUCACCACGGAGGUGCACCCGGAGCUCUACGUGGACAAGUCACGGGGAGACAAACUGAAGAUCAACAUCGACGUGCUUUUCCCGCACAUGCCUUGUGCCUAUCUGAGCAUCGAUGCCAUGGAUGUGGCUGGGGAGCAGCAGCUGGACGUGGAACACAACCUGUUCAAGAAACGACUGGACAAGGAUGGCGUCCCCGUGAGCUCCGAGGCCGAGCGGCAUGAACUCGGCAAGGUCGAGGUGACGGUGUUCAACCCGGACUCCCUGGACCCUGACCGCUGUGAGAGCUGCUAUGGUGCCGAGUCGGAAGACAUCAAGUGCUGCAACACGUGCGAAGAUGUGCGGGAGGCGUAUCGCCGUCGAGGCUGGGCCUUCAAGAACCCAGACACAAUUGAGCAGUGCCGGAGAGAGGGCUUCAGCCAGAAGAUGCAGGAACAGAAGAAUGAAGGCUGCCAAGUGUACGGCUUCUUGGAAGUCAACAAGGUGGCCGGGAACUUCCACUUUGCCCCUGGGAAGAGCUUCCAGCAGUCCCAUGUACACGUCCACGACCUUCAGAGCUUCGGCCUCGACAACAUCAACAUGACCCACUACAUCCAGCACCUGUCGUUCGGCGAGGACUACCCGGGCAUUGUGAACCCCCUGGACCACACCAAUGUCACGGCGCCACAAGCCUCCAUGAUGUUCCAGUAUUUUGUGAAGGUCGUCCCCACCGUGUACAUGAAGGUGGACGGAGAGGUGCUCAGGACAAAUCAGUUCUCUGUGACCAGACAUGAGAAGGUCGCCAACGGGCUGCUGGGCGACCAGGGACUUCCUGGAGUCUUUGUACUGUACGAGCUCUCGCCCAUGAUGGUGAAGCUGACAGAGAAGCACAGGUCGUUCACCCACUUCCUGACAGGCGUGUGCGCCAUCAUCGGGGGCAUGUUCACAGUGGCUGGACUUAUCGAUUCACUCAUCUACCACUCGGCACGAGCCAUCCAGAAGAAAAUCGAUCUAGGCAAGACGACGUAGUCACCCCUCCCCUCGGUCGGUCCCGCUCACCUGUUGCUCUCGGCCUGUGGUUGUGUCCCCAGCCUCCUCCAUCACACCCCUCACUUCCUCGGAGACUCAGUCCCACCCCAGGUUGAUAAAUCUAUGGAUUGUGAUAGUACCUGCUGUCCUCUGGUUCUUGGGUCUGGCUGGCGUCUGGCACCGACCCCCUCAGCUCAGUCACUUGCUGAAGCAUGGCUGACGGGCCCGGGUGGCCUCUGGAGCCUCCUGCGGGCCUCCCCUGGCGACCAGACAGACAUCCGCCCCACAGCCCUGUCCUCGUCCUGCCUCUGCUCUGGUCUUCAGGCCUUUCGGGGUCAGCCUCAGGUCUCAGAUGGACCUUCCUAGGGGGAGCUUUCUGGAGCCACCAUGGCCCCCAGGGCCAGCACCCUAAGUACCGGUUGGGGCUUGUCACCUCUUUAGGGACAGCUCAAGCUCAGGUUGCUCCCUGCCACCCUGGGCCACCUGAGCCUCCUGCUUGCUGACCCUGCCCGGUGCGAAGCCCCAGGCUGGCUCCCGGUAGAGUCCAUGCAGGGCCUUGGAGUAUCUUUGACAGAAGCAGAAACCACAAGCAGUGGCCACCCUGGAGCAGAGCCACCAGCAGACCCCUGCUCGGGACCUCCCAUGAGAGCCCCCCCUGCUGGGGGGAACCAAGGCCCAGAGGCCUCUCCGCUGCCCGGGGAUCCAGGGACUGUAGCAGCCGCUCAGGUGGCCAGAUCCUGCCGCAGGGCAUUCCCAUGUAAGGCCACAAGGGGGCAGCAGCGGGGACAGAAGCCAAGGAUAACAAAACCUCUGCAGUGCAACCUGAGGUCCAGUCACACAGGAGCCAAGUGGCCUUGGCCAUGUGAUAUAAUCUCCUCCGAGGAUCUCAGGAUCCCGAACUUCCUCUGGGGCCCCCCUGUCCACCCACAGGCCACGUGGGGGUAGGCCCCACCCUGGCCACGUGAGCCAGUGCAAGCCAGGCUCUGAGAGGAGCAGGCAGGCUCCCUUCCCGUGUGGCUGUGGUGGGGCGAGCUUGCUGCGGGUCCAAGGCCUGCAGGUGUCCCCGAGGGGACAGCAGGGCUGAACCAGAGGCAGCAUUGCUGGUUUGGGUGGCAGUGUCUGAACCCUGAAGCCAGCGAGCCAGGCUCUGGGACUUGCAGGAGCACAAGCCAAUAAAUUCCCUUCUUGCUGC
Messenger RNA from Lepus europaeus (European hare), 2390 nucleotides. RefSeq names its product ERGIC and golgi 3 (gene ERGIC3). The coding region runs from base 47 to 1198 and encodes 383 amino acids. The record is from RefSeq and is a predicted model, not a curated record. Lineage: Eukaryota; Metazoa; Chordata; Mammalia; Lagomorpha; Leporidae. Gene Ontology annotation, biological process: endoplasmic reticulum to Golgi vesicle-mediated transport; retrograde vesicle-mediated transport, Golgi to endoplasmic reticulum. Gene Ontology annotation, cellular component: Golgi membrane; endoplasmic reticulum; endoplasmic reticulum membrane. The transcript has 13 exons.